AUGAAGGUGUUUUCAUUAAUACAUUAUGGUUUAAUUGAAGAAUAUAAUGAUAAAUUCGUAUCUCUUGUUCGUCGUAUGUUAUACCUGGAAAAAUUAACUUUCUAUUUGCGUAUCGCUUGUCCAAGUGUUUACAUAGAUCCGAUUAAUCUUAUGAAUGAAUUUUCUGUGAACACGCUACGACUUCACUCAUUCAACUUUUAUCUUAGUACGGAAAACAAUAGAAAUGAUUUGGCUCGUUAUUUAUCAAAUAAUAAUGUUAAACAAAAUUAUACGAAUACAAGAUAUCAAGAAGUAUCGAAUAUUGUUUCGUUUUCUGUUAACACAGCUACACAUCAUGCUUUUACGCUUCCUUUUGAGUUUAUCACGCUCCUGGGUAUUGGUAAUAUAUUUCCAAACAUUGUAUUCAAAAAUGUCAGCGAAUUAAGCGUAUAUGAUGUGGUUCCACUUGAACAUGAAUUCUUCUUACGAAUAGCUCAAGCUUUUCCAAUGCUAAAACGCUUCUAUGUUACCGAUCUUUCCCUGCAUUCACAUAAUUCGAAUAAAUCAACUGACAACGUCGAACCACAUCAAAUAGUUGAAUAUCGUCGUCUGACUUUCCUUGACAUUACGAGAGUAGACGCUAAUAUGUAG
Messenger RNA from Rotaria socialis, 630 nucleotides. NCBI's taxonomy places the organism in Eukaryota, Metazoa, Rotifera, Eurotatoria, Philodinida, Philodinidae. The record is from the annotation of a GenBank genome assembly.